AUGGAUCACUUUACCCUUUCAGGAUUGGCAGCUAUGCCAAAAACUAAAUGUAUACAGGAAAGGGAAGAGGCGCAAGUUAUAGCCAGAAAACCAACGCUUGGGAUCUUCAUACCCGAAUGUGAACAAGACGGUUCGUACACUGAGAUCCAGUGCCACGCCGCCACUGGGUACUGUUGGUGUGUCACCAACGACGGAAAACCUAUUAAGGGUACAUCAAUUAGCGGCAAGAGCGCUCCCUGUAAACGAAAAAGAAGGCGACCACAGAAAUCUGAAAAACACAAACGUCGAACGGAUAGAAGACGGAUAUCGCCACGACGAAAGAAAAGAG
Molecule: messenger RNA, 328 nt
Organism: Mizuhopecten yessoensis (Yesso scallop)
Lineage: Eukaryota; Metazoa; Mollusca; Bivalvia; Pectinida; Pectinidae
Product: SPARC-related modular calcium-binding protein 1-like
Exons: 2
Biological process (GO): cell-matrix adhesion
Cellular component (GO): basement membrane
Source: RefSeq, a predicted model, not a curated record